AAUGACCUCUCAGUGCCUCCAUUUCCAAACCCUACAAUACCUUCAACGCUGCAAUUUCCUUUUCCAUUCCUCUUUACUUCAUGCAAUGCUUUAAUUGAUCCAAAUCGCGUCUUCGUGUCAGUUCGCCAUCGGAGAAUGUUGGCGGCAGCGGUAGCGGUAGCGGUAGCGCCAGUGCUCUGCCUCAACGGCUGCAUGUUGGAUCGACCAGAAAGCCUGAAUUCCACCGCGAUUGAACAAGCCUCAUCAAUCGUUAUUAUAAAUCUCUCAGAAGCCCUAAUACACCUUCUGAAUCUCGCUCUCUAGUGCAGAUUUAAAGAUGGAAUGUCGUUUUCCUUUCACUGAUUCGUUUGUGCAAAACUGCAUAGCAAACUGUGUCCCCUUUUCGAGCCGCGCGGUUCACCAAGCUGAUCGCCAAUGGGGCUCCUAGAGUAGUGCUUUACGCUCUCUCUCUCUUUAAAAGUAAAAAAAAUCAAUCAUUUCCAUCUAUAAUUUCAAAAUGUUCUUCAUAACCUCUAUCCUUUUCUCUUUGUUUCUAUAUAUCUGACUUGAGUUCCAAUUAUUAUUCACUGAAAUCAGAAGUCAUUAUGAUUGUAAUUACCAAUUGUGAAUCGGGAAUUGUUUCGAAAACAUGACGUUUAAAUUAUAUAUAUAUAUAUUCAGCCACUCCUAUGAAGUUCCGUUGCAACUUCAUUAUUUUUUAUAUUUUAUUUUUCUACAUUUUUUUAAUCAAAAGUACCUUAAAAGAAUAUCUAAACUAACAAAAAUACAUAUAAAUUAUGGUUGAAUUAUUUAUCACCCGUUUGACUAUUCCAUUUUGUUAUAUAUAAAAUAUUAAAUGUUAGUAUAUUUACCAGCUUUGACAGUGGGUCUCUGUAUCUCAAUAAAUUGUAUUAUUGGUUUGAAAAUCGUCAUGAAAAUCAAGAAAAAUACCCUUGACGUAUCUUUUCUUUCUGUUAAAUUUUGUGAGCACGAAAGUAAGUAGGAGUUGAUUUUGAUUAAAUUUAGUAAAUAUUUGUAGGAAACAAACGUAUUGUCAAAUUUUGGGGCAGUGAUCCUCAAGACUGUGAAACCCUAAAAUACAUCCUUUGUCCUUUUCCCCUCCUUAAUACAACACUUCAAAAUCCAAAUUAAAACAAAACCCAGUGCCCAAAACCCAACUUGUUUCCUUCCAUGCAUACACAUGCACCUUCUCUCUCUUCUGCAUGGGAAGAAAAUGGUACCUUUUAAAGGCCAUUUAGUUCUCUUCCCUUCCCCCACAGUCCUAUCCCUAAACCCUAAACUCUAACCCUGACCCUAAUCCUAGAGCUCUGCUUUAAUGUUCUUAGCCACCUUCUCUAAAGUCUAAAUCCAUAAUUCCCCCAACUACUUUACCCUUUUAGCCAUCCUAUUCUCAUAGCAAUAAAUUCUGCUAACAGAAAAUUAUACUAAAUUAUUUCUCUGAUAAAAGGAGUUGCUUUGGCAUUCCAAUGCAUACAAGGAAAAGACUUUGCCCCACAUUUCGCUUUCACUUGGGGUUGGGGCUUUUAGCCCUUUCAGUAGUUUAUGGCACUCUUAUCUUUAUUAUUGUUAUUACUAUUAUUGCUUUUUGGCCCUUUUUUGAGAAUUGUGCUUUGCCUAAUCCCCCCCUUUUCUUCACCACUCUCUGCUCUAAUACUUCUCUUUGCCCAUUUCCAUUUCCAUUUCCAUUUCCAUUUCUCUCAUCCUUUGCAUCUCUUUCACUUUCAUUCCUUACAAAUCUCUCUGGUUUCUCUUUCUUUUGAGCCUUUUCUUGAUCUGGGUUUGCUUUUUCUAGCUUGCUUGUGUGAUUCUCUACAGUUCUUCUUGUUCUUGUGACCUCCAUGCACGUACCCAUUUCAUCCUCUCUGUUCCAUCGCUUUUCUCCAUAUAUAUGUCACCCUAAACUUUUGAAUACAAUAGAAUAACAUAACUGCGUCUGAUUUCUUCAUUUCUUUCUCUCAUUGUUGUGAUCAUUUUGGUUCUGUAAUGGGGAUGAAGAGGCUGUUUAUUGUUGUAUUCUUUGUCUGUUUGGGAAGUUGGAGGGGCUAUGCACAAGCAGGUGGAGAAGCUCCAAUGGAGAAAACAGAGCUUGAUGCUCUGAACUCCGCAAUACAGGGCUUUGUGGGUAAUUGGUGGAAUGGCUCAGAUCUCUACCCAGAUCCUUGUGGAUGGACUCCAAUACAGGGGGUUUCUUGUGAUAUCUUCGACGGGCUCUGGUAUGUCACUGCACUUAACAUUGGACCAACUCAUGACAACUCGCUAUCUUGUGCUCCAAAUGCCCAUUUCAGACAGCAAUUGUUUGAACUCAAACACCUUAAGAGUCUGUCCUUCUUCAGCUGCUUUGUCUCAACAAAAGGGAGCAAUUCUGUUUCACUUCCAACUGACGAAUGGCUAAAACUCGCCGGAAGUUUAGAAUCUCUCGAGUUCAGAUCAAAUGACGGCCUCACCGGAAAAAUUCCGGCCAGUAUGGGGAGUCUAUCAAAGCUGCAAUCUUUGGUUUUAUUAAAUAAUGGGUUCGUAGGUGAAAUACCUGAAAAUUUUGGCGGUUUGAUCAAAUUAAAGCGACUGGUUCUUGCUGGAAACUCGCUCACUGGUCCAAUUGCUCGAAAUCUUGGCCGGCUGAGCGAGCUACUGAUUUUGGAUUUGAGUAGAAACUUAUUGUCGGGUUCUUUGCCACCGAGUUUAGGAAAUUUGACUUCCCUUUUGAAGCUUGAUCUUAGUGACAACAAAUUGAGUGGAAUUUUACCGAAUGAAAUCGGCGAUAUGGGAAACUUAACGCUUCUGGAUGUGAGCAACAACAGUUUCUACGGUGGAUUGAAACAGUCGUUUGAGAAGAUGAGUUCGUUAGAAGAAGUAAUUUUAUCCAACAACCCAAUCGGGGGAGAACUCAAGAGCAUAAACUGGAAAAGUCUAGAAAACUUAGUGAUUUUGGAUCUUUCCAACAUGGGUUUGAAAGGAGACAUUCCGGAUUCAUUAUCCGCAUUGAAAAGGCUAAGAUUUCUGGGACUUAGCCGCAACAAUCUAACAGGAAACCCCUCGCCAAAACUUGCAACUCUGCCAGUUAUUAGUGCGAUUUACCUGUUCAGGAACAAUUUGUCUGGAGACCUUAAAUUCUCCGAAAAGUUCUACGGGAAGAUGGGGAGGAGAUUUGGGGCAUGGGAUAAUCCGAAUCUGUGCUACCCCAUUGGAACUUUGGCGGCAAACAAUGCUCCAUAUGGGGUGAAGCCAUGUCAAGAAGAGGAAGAAGAUGAAGAUGUGAUCAAACUAAUGAAAACCCCCGUCAAAAAGACGAGUCUUGACAUGGGAAAUUCAAAUUCGGCGGUCUCAAAUGGCUGUUCUGGGCUUGGAAUUGAAGGAUUUUGGUGGAAAUUUGUGGGGAAGACAAUAACGAUGAUCCUGUUAACGAGUAGGUUGUUAUGAAACAGAAACAGAAACAGAAACAGAAACAGAGGCUUGUUUCUUAGAAGUGUUCUGUCUGUAGAAAAUGGAAUCAUUAUCCAUUUGGUCUCUGCUGCAGCUGACGUCCUAACGAAAAGUUACCUUCUUAUUUAAAGAAAGAAUAGAAGUUAAAUGGUACUUGUAAUGGAGUUUACUUAGUUUCAAUUUUCAAAUUUAAUUAUGCACUAGAAAAGUCAGUACGCAGUAAAAUUUAUUUUUAUGAUA
This is a messenger RNA of Cucurbita pepo subsp. pepo (vegetable marrow), 3660 nucleotides long. Lineage: Eukaryota; Viridiplantae; Streptophyta; Magnoliopsida; Cucurbitales; Cucurbitaceae. The record is from RefSeq and is a predicted model, not a curated record.